Trichoderma harzianum CBS 226.95 is the source of this 1645-nucleotide messenger RNA. RefSeq lists its product as hypothetical. Gene Ontology annotation, cellular component: cytosol. The transcript has 7 exons. NCBI's taxonomy places the organism in Eukaryota, Fungi, Ascomycota, Sordariomycetes, Hypocreales, Hypocreaceae. Gene Ontology annotation, biological process: L-leucine biosynthetic process. The record is from RefSeq and is a predicted model, not a curated record. Gene Ontology annotation, molecular function: 3-isopropylmalate dehydrogenase activity. Bases 279 to 1370 code for a protein of 363 amino acids.
CGAAUAUUUUCUUCAAGUCCCUUUUCAAUUCCCUUUCCAACUUACUUUCCUACAAUAUCCCUCAUCACUCAAUUUUUGAACCUCUUUGCUUAUUAGUUACGUUGAUACGAGCAAGUCCGUCUUUGACAAAACACAAGCCUCUUUCGUCAUAACUCUAAGCUUCUGACUUUCUCUGUCGGGCCUCCCACCUCCCACCUCGUCUUCGACCCAUUCUGGUGCUUCGCCACUUAAGACCGACUCUUCUUUAGACGAACUCCGUCAGACAAGUUUUUAUAAUCAUGGCGGAACACAACAUUGUUGUUUUUGCGGGCGACCACUGCGGCCCCGAGGUUAUUGCUGAGGCAAUCAAGGUUAUCAAGACGGUGGAGGAGCUAAGCCCGACUGCUGGCAAAUUCAAUCUGCAGGACCACCUGCUCGGAGGGUGCUCCAUCGACCAGACCGGUACCCCCCUUACAGACGAGGCUCUCGCCGCCGCCAAAGCCGCCGACGCCGUGCUCCUCGGCGCCAUUGGCGGCCCCAAAUGGGGCACCGGUGCCGUACGCCCGGAGCAGGGCCUCCUGAAGCUACGCAGUGAGAUGUGCGCCUAUGGAAACCUCCGUCCCUGCUUCUUCGCCUCCGACGCCCUCGUCGAGGCCUCCCCCUUAAAGGCAUCCGUCUGCCGCGGCGUUGACAUGAUGUUAGUCCGGGAGUUAACCUCAGGCCUGUAUUUCGGAGAGCGAAAAGAGUACGAUGGGGUUAAUGCGUUCGACACUACUGUUUACACGAAACCAGAAAUCGAGCGUAUCGCGCGGCUGGGCGGCUACCUGGCCAGGACUCGGGGAGACUCGCGGGUCAUCUCGCUGGACAAGGCGAACGUGCUGGCGACAAGCAGACUCUGGCGUCAAGUGGUUGAUGAGGUCUACAAAAAUGAGUUCCCCGAUCUUAAGGUCGAGCAUCAGCUUAUUGACAGUGCGGCCAUGAUCAUGGUCAAGAACCCGACGCAGUUGAAUGGCGUUAUAAUUGCGCCCAACUUGGCAGGGGAUAUUCUCAGCGACGAGGCGAGCGCCAUAGCUGGAAGCAUAGGGCUUCUCCCGAGCGCGAGUCUCUGCGGGAUUCCGGGCUCUGCAGUGCGUUCCAUCUGUGAACCGAUUCAUGGCAGCGCGCCGGAUAUAUCAGGGAAAGGGAUUGUUAAUCCCAUUGGCACCAUCCUUUCCGUAGCCAUGAUGUUCCGUUACUCUCUGAAUCUCGCCCACGAGGCCAAAAUCGUUGAGGACGCGGUCCGCGCUGCCAUUGACGCCGGGCUGAGAACCAAGGACAUGGGCGGCAGCACGGGCACCGCAGAAGCAGGAGAUGCCAUCGUUGCUGAGCUGGUCAAGAUUCUUAAGGCGUGAGAUGUCUCACGCGAACAGGAGAGUGGACAGAGGGGUUGAAAGGGGGAAAUGGGAGGUGAAGGUGUGGAAGGUUUGAAGAAAAUAGUGGUUGUCGAGCGAAGGAAGUCGGGAAAAGAAGUUUUGGAGGAAAAUAGUUGUUGACAGAAGCGGUUGAGAAGAGAUUGGUUGACGCUGAAAAGUGUUGACGAAGAAAGGGGUUGGCAGAAAAGGGGCACCCAAAAAUCAGCUGCGAGGUUGAACCCAUGUGAGAAAUGACAAAGAGGGUUGAAAAAAAA